CUUUUCGCCUUCCACAUACAGAAACGAUUCAGUUCAGUUUUCAGUUUGCGUGCGGAGUAGAACCGUUUGAAUGUCGGAAAGGCGUUUUUAUAGAAUUCAGAAUAGAAAAUAAGGGAUAUCUGAAUCGAGUGAUGUCCAGCUGUAGUUAAUUGUGAAAUCUGAAUAUAUAAAAAAGGAUAUAGUGGGAAACUUAUGGGAUAAGCGUUAGAAAUCGAAGGAAAACACGGCCACGCUCGACUGAAAUCACUUUUCGCGACCACCUCCACUCGUCCUCCGCCCCGAGUUUUCCAGUUAGACACUGUGUGUGUGCAUAUACAGAGGUGUAGAAAGAAAAAAAAAGUGAUGUGAGCAGAGCGGAGAGCCGAGGAACGCGACUCGACGCCACUGACAUAAAUUCCUAUUUUUAACUUCCCUGCGGCGAUAUCCCGAUUCCGACCGAUACGGAAUCAAUUCGCCAGGCGUAUGCAAAUUGUGCUGAAAUUAGUCCAGGAAAGCCCGCAGACCUGUGCGAAAAACCCUUCCAGUUAACAGUUUUUAACUUAUUCUCUUGGCCCGUGGCUUCCAAACCAUCUUUUGACAAUCGCCCCUCUCUGUGCUAAGAGUGUGUGUGUCUGUGUUCGAGUGUGUUGGUGUCGGUGUUUUUGUGUCAGUGUCAAAAUCGGGUUAGUUUUGGCCCGAUGAUUACUAUUGUCUAACUAAAUCAAAUAUUGCCAAUGUCAAUGCUAACAGCCAUUCGAAUCAAUACGGUGCAACAAUAAUUGCAAGCUAAUCUCCUGCCAAAAAUAGUUAGUUGUCAGUGCGCGAGUGAUUUUAUAAUUAAUUUUACACCAAAAAAAAAAUACAAAAAAAUCAAUGCUGAUCACAAUCCAACUGAUAGGAUAGUCUUAGUGUCGUCUUCGAUAUUUUUAUAAGAAAAAGAAACUAAAAGCAAAGUAACUGACACCUUUUUGGCAAAUACGUAACAGUCUUGCCAGCUCACCGUCAUAAGCACCGCUGUCACCAUAACCACCGCCACCGGAAAAUCCCUAAUCAUCCCACCAGACUUUGGUGUGGGUGGUUGUUGGUCGUGCCGCCGCUGUUGUUGCACCGUGUCGUCACAAACACCAGCAAGAUAUCUUCCUUCGAAGAAGACUACCGGGCUGACAGGCCCAUGGUGCAGCGCGCAUCCUCCUCGGAUGCACCCUCCGUUCAGGGCGGCCAUCAUCGAGAGUCUCGAUUUGGCCUUGGAUACCCCUCCUAUCAGAGUGGAUACAACAAACUAUUCACACAGGGUUCUGCCGACUCGAACUACUCACAACCGUCAUCCGAUCUGUCGCUAGACGAGGAAAAGGAAUCGCUUCGGCGAGAAAAGGAACGUCAGGCCUUAAGCCAGUUGGAUAAAGCGAGGAGCAAACCAGUGGCGUUCGCUGUGCGAACCAACGUAGCAUACGAUGGCACCAUUGACGACGACUCGCCCGUUCAGGGUGGAGCUGUUUCGUUCGAGAUCCGGGAGUUCCUGCACAUCAAAGAGAAGUACGACAAUAACUGGUGGAUCGGCCGGCUGGUCAAGGAGGGCUGUGAUGUGGGCUUCAUACCCAGCCCCGCUAAGCUAGACAACAUUCGCAUGCAGAACCAAACCAGACCCUCAAGACUGUAUGGCACAAAGGGCUCGUCGAGCGGGAAUCUUGGUGCGGGCGGACAAGCAGGUGCGGAGCCAUCUCGAGGUAGCACACCCCCCACACCUGGUGACGAAUCAGAUUCCAUGGGACCAGGACGACAUGGCAAGACUCCGCUGGCGACGCCGGCGAACAAGGAGAAGCGCAAACCGUUCUUCAAGAAACAGGAGACGGCCAGUCCCUACGAUGUGGUACCCUCGAUGCGACCCGUUGUCCUUGUGGGACCCAGCCUGAAAGGAUACGAGGUAACGGACAUGAUGCAGAAGGCCCUCUUCGACUUCCUCAAGCACCGCUUCGAGGGCCGGAUCAUCAUCACCCGGGUUAUGGCCGACAUUUCGCUGGCCAAGCGCUCCAUCAUGAACAAUCCCUCGAAGCGAGCCAUCAUGGAGCGCUCCUCCAGCCGAAGUGACUGCCUCGGCAAGGUGCAGGAGGAGAUCGAGCGCAUCUUCGAGCUGGCCCGCUCCCUUCAGCUGGUCGUGCUCGAUUGUGAUACAAUCAAUCAUCCGUCACAACUAGCGAAAACUUCAUUAGCGCCAACAAUAGUUUACUUAAAGAUUAGCAGUAGUAAGGUUUUACAGCGUUUGAUCAAAUCACGCGGCAAGUCGCAGGCGAAAAACCUCUCCGUUCAAAUGGUUGCCGCCGAGAAGUUAGCCCAAUGUCCACCGGAUAUGUUCGAUGUAAUCCUAGAUGAAAACCAGCUGGAAGAUGCCUGUGAGCACAUUGCCGAGUACUUGGAGACUUACUGGAAGGCCACCCAUCCGGAUAUAAGAGCAGUGCCGCCCAUCGCCCGCCCCCUGCCGCAGGAGGCCUCACCCUCCGCCGAUCCGACGCGCCUGGGACCGACGCCACCAGUAGAUGGCGAGGAGUUUAUCGAUGAGCAGGAUCCCAGGAUGGGGAUGUCCGGCGGAGAACGCGAGGGUAGUCGAGAAAGGGAUCGCGGAAGCAGGGAACGGGAGAGGGAAAGGGACAGGGAGCGAGACUACUGGGAUCGGGAGUUCAACCGGGAUCGCAGCUCCAAGGAGCGGGAAAGGGAUCUGGAGUGGGAGCGGGAGAGGGCUCGCGAGUGGGAGAGAGAGCGGGAACGAGAUUGGGAUAGAGAGUUCGAUUGGGACCAAGGAGGAACCUCUUACCAUCACAGCCGCCGUCAGCCGACCUCGGUGCGCCACCAGGAGCGUGGAGGUGGUGUUGGCGCCGGCGGCGGCGGUUACGAACGGGACCGUGACCGCGAACGAGAUCGCGAGCGGGAACGGGAAAGAGAGCGGGAGCGAGAGCGUUACGAGCGACGGGAACGGGACCUCAUGCACUACGACCUCAAUAGCGACGAGCUGCUGGACGAACGGAACUUCGAGUAUCCCGCCAUGCGCAGCGGUCCUAGCGGCGCCUCCCACCACGGCCACCUGUCCCGGGGUGGUCGGCUGCUGGACGACCAGGACUUCGAACGCGAGGAGGCGCACCUCAGGAUGAGCAGCUCCCGCUACGGACCCUCGACGCGGAUCGAUGACCCGAGGGACCUGCCGCGCGGCGCCACCGUUGUCGAUCGCGAUGAAUACAGUCCGCACAGAGGUGGUGGGAGUAGUAGGAGAAUGCUGAAUGCCAUGUCCCGGCCUCUGUCCCUGCCCAGGCAAUCGUCGCUGCCCAGCACCACCACAACGAGCCGGCCCUCGAUGGCGUUCCUGCCGCGCCAGCACAGCCUGGAUCCGCAGUGGCUGUCCUCUUCGUCGACCUCCGCCGGUGCUACCGCCAUGGGUCAGCCCCGAUCUCGGCGAGAGCUCUUCCCGCUGCGCCACCAGCCGCAGUCGUUCACCCAGACCCGGUCCCACAGCCAGUACAUGCCGGCACCGCGGUACGAUCCCCAGUCCCAUGGUCACGCCCCGUCCCAGUAUCGCUACACCGUGCAGGACACCUCCUUCGCCCACCCGCCACGUUCGCUGAGGGAGGAGUUCCUCAGUCCCACCCUGAGCAAGGUCGAGGCAGUCACGCACGCCAUUCGCAACAAGAUCAUCGUGGAGGAGGACGAGGAGGAUAUCCUGAGUACGGAUCGGUUCUAUUAAAGAGAUUUCAGUCCGCCCCAGUCACCCCGCUUCGGUUCAAUUAUGGAUGACUUUGUUUGGGGGGGCAGGGCAGGUUAGCAAAAUGCAAAUUGCAGCAGUGCCAAAACACAAACACACAUUUGUAAAUGUUCCAUUCGGUAGCCACCACACGAAACACACAAGAGUACACUGACAAAAAAAGAAACACUCGAGAAAGUAGAGAGAAAUGCGAGCGUUGAAAGCCAGGAGAAACCAGAAGCAGCCCAAUGCCAAGUGGGGCCUUAUGUGUCUUAAAUGCUAUAUAGCUAAGUGUAAUCAGAUUUUAUUUAAAUAAUGUGAAUUUAAAUUAAAUGGUCUAAGCCUAAUGUUAAGCUAGUGACAGAUGACAGGUCCCGUUAAUGAACGUUAAUGAAAAGUUAAUGGUUAAAAGAGAGCAGCCCGCAGCCACCCAACAAUAUUUGUUGGCACCCACAAUGGGUCUUGUAUUUGUUAUGCAAUCGAUUGACUAAGUACAUACAUAAGUGUCAGCUUUAAUAAUUUAGUGAACGUGUCUUAAUCUAAGUCAAGCCACACAAGCACACCCACAAGAACACACUACACUCACACACUCAGUUGACUGUGAACCGAUUGAAAUCUCUUUAAUCUCAAAUCGAUGUCUGAAACACCCAAUCUAAAUCUAAAACCCUUGCUAGAAUGCAAUCAAUCAUGUAAACAUUUCUUCAGCCCAAAAUUCCUAAUGCUAUAUAUUUCACUACAGAAUCGGGAACAGUGCUUUAAGAAAGCAUCUUCCAGUCCAUUAUAUAUUUUUGAAAUAGCCAUAGAAUAUCACAGAAGUUCAAAACCUUCAAGUAGUUAUAAUCUAAUAUUUCUAUACCAUUUUCUAUAUUUUAAAUCUUAAAUAGCACUGUCCCUAAAUCAUUAACUUCUUCAACUGCAAUACUUCCCUUCGACCUAGAUACCUUGUUGCACCAUAUCAUGCCACACACCUGCCAAAAAGCGCACAGUCCGCGGUGGCAAGUCCCAGCUCCAAUGUUGGACUGCCCGCGAACAAGCCUCCAGCCAGGGUCAGGAUACAAGAAAGCAAAUCAUGACCCCGGCUUAGGUAUAGCGAUUUAAACUACCAGUGCCUUAUAAACCAUCAAAUCGAGUAUCUCAGAAGCACACACCACUCCUCCCAGGAUAUCUACCAGAUCCCGAAACUAGAUCAUUCGAAACACACCCCCACAUCGUAUGCGUCAAAAUUAUUGUUCAAGGUUUGUUGUUAGUAAAAAAAAUCGUAAUGUCGAGAGACGAGAAUCGUUGAUCUGGCCCAUUCCGAACGAGCAAUCCUUUUACAAUUCCAACCACCAUGCUAAAUUAUGUCGAACCCUACAACGAUAAACCGCACUGCAUUCAAAUCGAUCGCCACCACCUGGAGUAUGUAUUGAAGAGUAUAGCUAGUUGAUCUGUAAGCACUCCUGCAGAACCCAUCCUACUGUCCAAAGACUACACAGAUAGAAGAACAGAAAUCACUGGGUAACGUAGUCGAUAAAACGGAGCACUCCUACGUAGAAGAUAGACCAUGCCUGGCCAUGGCCCGAGAAACAAAUAUUUAAAAGAAUCUAGUACUUUUUGAUAUAAGAGAUAAAAGGUGAUAUAAUUACAAUUUUUGGACAACACACGACAAAUACAGAUACAUAGAAUUGUUAAAAAAUAUUUCAAAAGUAUCUGAAACUGAUACCCACAAGUGAAAAUGCUCAGAAAUCAGGCAGGUUAUUUUGAAAAUCAAAAAAGGUGACUAUCAUACUAAUUGGUAAAAAUAUAUUUCAAUAUGUUGUCAGUUAAUUGUUCCUUUGGGAAGCUAUCUUUCGAAAUGUAUUCGUAUUCCUGGAGAUUUUAUUUAGGAUCUUCCCUGCCGACCUAGAGCUUGGGCCUAUGGAUUGAGGGAUGGGGUUGGUCAAGGCACUGGGGUUGCUUUAAAAAAAAAAGAGCAGAAAAAGUAUAUUACAAAUAAAAACCUGAGAACGAAAAGCAACAUACGAUACGCAAGCACUUCUUGUAAAAAGUGGAAAACAAAUAUGAUCUAUGUAUUAGCUAUACCUAAAUGAAAUAUUACUUUUUAAUACUAGCAUAAAGUUGAGAAACAUAACUAGAUACGAUCCUUUGGUGUUAGGAAGGAGGUAAACGGAAUACUAAGUUAAAGAACAACAACAGUUGCGAGUGUGUAGUUAAGAAAAUUGCACAUAAUUCACAGAACUGGUAAUUCGAUAUAUAUAUAUAUAUUAAAAUAAAUGGAUACACACAUAUAUAAAAGUACAUAGAAAUUUAUACAUGAAUAUGUGCGUUCUAACCAUAAUUAACAAAAUUUAAACCGAUACAGAUACAUCAGCCGGCAUUUUGUAAGCGUAAAAACCAGAAAACCAUAAAAUCAGAAAAACCAAAUACUAAAUAAUGUGAACUAUAAAACUAAUAGAUAAUCCCAGUUAAAGGAAAUGUAAAGCGAACUUUGCCACAAACAUUUCAUCAGAUUUGAUAGGAAUAUGUUGAUGAUAUUUUAUACGAUGCCUUAAAUUUCUAAACUCAAAUUUUUUUUUUUUAUAAAAUUUCAGAAAGUUAAACUUGAUAAAUUCGAAAAUUCCAGUACAUAACCUUCUGAUCAGAUGGACAAAAAAGGUCCCGGGGCUCGCAGCCUGCAUACAUUUUUGAACCAAAAAAAAAAAAAUAUUGAAACAAUGAAAACAAAAACAAACUGGUUUGCUUAUAAUAUAUAGCAAUUUUUUGUAAUAAUCAAUUCUUAUUUCCAUUUAAUAAAACAUAAAAAUACUAAAGCCAAUCAAUUUAAAUUUGUAGACACUCUUAAAAAAAACUCAAACACAAAAAUGCAAGCAAAUUUUAUAGCAAAAAUACCGAAAUCUUAAAAAGAAUACGCCUAUAUAUAAUUAAAUUUAGCGGUAAUAACUUCUCUACUUUUCAAGCCACUUAAGUAAAAAACAAAAUGAGUAAAGCAACUUCGGCUUGUCGAAGUUCUUAUACCCUUGCAUUUUUAUUAAAUCCUUGAUCGAUUCUAUAAUGCCAAUAGUAAAGACUUGUUGAAAUCAUCAGACCAAUGAAAGGAUAAUAGAUAAUUUUUUGAAUUUAAUGCCUUCUGCAAGGGUAUAAUUAACGUUGAAGCAAACCUUUAUUUUUUCGCCUAAUUCCAAAUGUUAAACUGAAGAAGAAAUUUGAAAAUCUGUUUGACGAGAGCACACCUGAGAAUUCCCUAAUCAAUAAUUCUAAUGGAAAAUAUUAUGAUUAACCAAGAAGUUCCCCCUACCCUCAACACAAAAAAAAAACACAAAAGCCGAACACAAAAUAAUAGUGGAAAUGUCAAUCCAAAUCCCAAUUUAUAUUAAAUAUUUUAUACAUGCAAAAAAAAAUUAUAAAUAAUGUAAAAACAAAAACCAAAAAAAAAAAUGUGAAAACCAGUAAUUUAAAUCCAAUCAACAAUUUCCAAGAGUUGUAUGUAAAUAGUUUAUGAUAUUUCAAUUUGUUAUGAAAAUAUUUAGUUAAUGAACUUUGUAAUAUUCUUAUUUUGAAUGGAUCAGAAGAUAUUCUGCGGCCAUUUUGUUUUGGUUUUCAUUUCCCGCCUUCGAUUGUUGUUCUCCGUAUGUUUUUGGAAAAUACGUAGUUAAAUGAAAGCUAAAUUGCAAAUAAAAGCAAAUACAAUAAAAAUAUUGAAAAUAUA
This is a messenger RNA of Drosophila ananassae, 7388 nucleotides long. It is a transcript of the gene Ca-beta, whose product is annotated as voltage-dependent L-type calcium channel subunit beta-1. NCBI's taxonomy places the organism in Eukaryota, Metazoa, Arthropoda, Insecta, Diptera, Drosophilidae. Gene Ontology annotation, cellular component: voltage-gated calcium channel complex. Gene Ontology annotation, molecular function: high voltage-gated calcium channel activity; protein binding. Gene Ontology annotation, biological process: calcium ion transmembrane transport; neuromuscular junction development; regulation of voltage-gated calcium channel activity. The coding region runs from base 1151 to 3706 and encodes 851 amino acids. The transcript is spliced from 10 exons. The record is from RefSeq and is a predicted model, not a curated record.